AUGGAACCUGAGAGCGUUAACGUUGGGCCUAAGGAGGUCGACAUGGAACCUGAGAGCGUUAACGUUGGGCCUAAGGAGGUCGACAUGGAACCUGAGAGCGUUAACGUUGGGCCUAAGGAGGUCGACAUGGAACCUGAGAACGUUAACGUUGGGCCUAAGGAGGUCGACAUGGAACCUGAGAACGUUAACGUUGGGACUAAGAAGGUCGACAUGGAACCUGAGAGCGUUAACGUUGGGCCUAAGAGGUCGACAUGGAACCUGAGAGCGUUAACAACCCCCAAACAUCCACCUCCCAACCCCAAACACCCACCUCCCAACCCCAAACAUCCUCCUCCCAACCCCAAACAUCCUCCCUCCCAACCCCAAACAUCCUCCUCCCAACCCCUAAACACUCCACCUCCCAACCCCAAACAUCCUCCUCCCAACCCCAAACACCCACCUCCCAACCCCAAACACCCACCUCCCCCCAACCCCAAACACCCACCUCCUAACCCCAAACACCCACCUCCCAACCCCAAACACCCUCCUCCCAACCCCAAACACCCACCUCCCAACCCCAAACACCCACCUCCCAACCCCAAACACCCACCUCCCAACCUCCAAACACCCCACCUCCCAACCCCAAACACCCCUCCUCCCAUCCCCAAACAUCCUCCUCCCAACCCCAAACACCCACCUCCCAACCCCAAACACCCACCUCCCAACCCCAAACACCCACCCUCCCAACCUCCCAAACACCCACCUCCCCCCCAAACACCCACCUCCCAACCCCAAACACCCACCUCCCAACCCCAAACACCCACCUCCCAACCCCAAACACCCACCUCCCAACCCCAAACACCCACCUCCCAACCCCAAACACCCACCUCCCAACCCCAAACACCCACCUCCCAACCCCAAACACCCACCUCCCAACCCCAAACACCCACCUCCCACCCCAAACACCCACCUCCCACCCCAAACACCCACCUCCCAACCCCAAACACCCACCUCCCAUCCCAAACACCCACCUCCCAACCCCAAAACACCCUCCUCCCAACCCACCUCCCAACCCCAAACCAAACAAUACAAUCCCUAAAAACUGUUUAA
Molecule: messenger RNA, 1089 nt
Organism: Haliotis rubra (blacklip abalone)
Lineage: Eukaryota; Metazoa; Mollusca; Gastropoda; Lepetellida; Haliotidae
Product: extensin-like
Exons: 3
Coding region: 1-1089 (362 amino acids)
Source: RefSeq, a predicted model, not a curated record